This is a messenger RNA of Varanus komodoensis (Komodo dragon), 3380 nucleotides long. RefSeq names its product nuclear envelope pore membrane protein POM 121-like. The record is from RefSeq and is a predicted model, not a curated record. Gene Ontology annotation, molecular function: structural constituent of nuclear pore. NCBI's taxonomy places the organism in Eukaryota, Metazoa, Chordata, Lepidosauria, Squamata, Varanidae. The coding region runs from base 80 to 3256 and encodes 1058 amino acids. Gene Ontology annotation, cellular component: nuclear pore. The transcript has 13 exons. Gene Ontology annotation, biological process: protein import into nucleus; RNA export from nucleus.
GGCCCCGGCGGCGGGGCAGGAGCGCCGCGCGGCCUCUCACAAGGGCGCCUUGGCCAACGGGGGCCCCGCCGCGCCCGCCAUGGCCGCCCCCUGGCCUGGCAACAGCACGCGGUGGCGCCGGGGCUGCGGGGAACACCUAGCUUCAUCCAGUCGUUUUGUGCUGACCCCUCGACGGCGCUAUCCCAUUCAUCAGGCCCAGUAUACUUCCCUGGGGACAUUGCCUUCGAUUUGCUGGGAUGGCUAUCGGCGGAAGAACAGACUGUCAGCUCACAACUCCGGCAUGGUCCAGAGUCCUGUGAUGGUGAAGAUUGCACGGCCAGACAGCACCUUUGGCCGCUCCCCCCUAUUGGAGCAAAUGGUUUCUCCUGUGGCUUUCUCGCCAACGCCCAACAGCACUGUAGACCCAUGUGCAAAAGAGGCUGUCCUGAGUGCUCUCCGGGAGAACCGAAAGAGGGCCGUGGAGGAGGACGCGGAGGGCCGGAGCAAUGCCGCUGCCCAGGAAAGUAAGAGGAGGCGCCAUGAUAGCAGUGGGAGUGGCCAUUCUGCAUUUGAGCCCCUGCUGGCUAACGGAGCACCAGCGUCUCUCAUUCCCAAGCCCAGCUCCCUGAAGCGUGGCCUCCUUCCUUCCCACUGCCGUGAAGACUGCUCCUCCAAGAGGUCACGUACCUCCUCCAUUAGCUCUGUGAACAGCUUGUCCGUGGGCGGGAUCCCCAGUACUGUUCGUAAUGCCAUCGCCAGCUCCUACAGCUCCACUCGAGGCCUUUCUCAGCUCUGGAAGAGAAGCGGUCCAGGCGCCUCUCCUCUGUCUAGUCCCGCAUCCUCCUGUCCUCAGACACCUGAGAGGCCGAGCAAGAAGGCAAGGCACCCCAGCUCCAGCCUCACGGAAGAGGAAUCUCGCCGGUCCAGGACUUCGACACCUGUGAAAGCGGACAAAGAAGUACAGGCGGAGAAGGCUGAAGAAGCGCCGCCACAGAGCAGCCGCAGCUCUCCGGGCCCGCUGUGCUCACUGGGCAGCGGCGGCAGCACACGCAAGCGGAGAAUCCAGCUGCUCUCGACCCACCACGACGACCGCUUCAGCUUGCCUCCCCCUCCUCAGCUAAGCUAUUCGGUUACCUCAGAGGACUUGGAUGCCGAAAAGAAGGCUGCGCUGCAGUGGUUCAGCAAAGUCUUGGAGGAGGACACUGAGCCUGCUGUGAGUGCCCCUCCUGAGACCAGCUCGACAUCCGCCACGUCGUCCUUCGCACUGAUGCCUGCCAGGCCCUCCCCCGUCCUGAGCACACAGCCUGCAGGAGGCAGCCCACUUCUGGAGAGCCUGAAGAAGAUGCAGGAAGGACCGAGCACUGUGGGGCAGGCAGAUUCCCGUGCUCCUGCCAUCUCCCCGUGGCCCCUGGAUGUGGCUUCCUCGCUGCCAGCAAGCUCCUCCACAGUGCCCGAGGCUCUGCCCGCUUCUCCAGCUCCGGCCCCCUGCUCAAGCGCCGGCCCGGGAGCCAGCAGCGCGAGCAGCAUGACGGCCACCGCCUCCUCCAAGGCGGGCCCGACGCCCACAAGGCCUUCAUCUGCGCCAAGGCCCAGCCUCCUCUUCGAGAUCCUCAGCAGUCCCCCAGCCAGCCUGCUCAUGAGCACAGCCGGUGCCGCAGCGUCGGCCCCUUCUGCGCCCAGCACGGUGCCCGCCUUCAAGCCCAUCUUCGGCAGCCUGGCAAAGGGCGAGGGCCUCGCUGGCUCCCAGGGUGGCAGUGCUGCCACCGCUGCCGCCGCCACCACCUCUGCAGCUGCGCCGUCCACCGGGCCCCCUGGCACGGCCCCUGGCAGCACCUUCAAGCCCAUCUUUGGCAGCCCGGCCCCCCCAGCCACCGCCACAACGGCCCCAUCAUCCCCCUUCACCUUUCAGCAGACCGUUCAGCCCGCCCCAGCCGCCACAAGCGCUGCCGGGUUCCCCGCCACCGCUGCAGCCCCGCUCUGCACGACAGCUGGCGGGGCGGCUGUCUCGGCGGGCCAGCUGGGCGGCAGCCUUGGGCCUGGCGUGCCCACCUCCACUGCUGCGCCCGGGGGCAGCACCCCCACCCUGACCACCGCCGCCUCCGCCACCGCUGUGGCGGAGGCGGCCACAUCGGCCCCCCACCAGCCCUUGCUGUUCGGGCCGCCGCCCAGCGCCAGCGUGGCCUCAGCCACAGGCUUCCAGUUUGGCAAGCAGAGCGCCUCCUCCAGCCCAGCCCUUGGUCCCUUGGCGAGCCCCGCCUUCAGCCAGCCCAGCGCCUCCGCAGCCGACCCCGCGGCCAGCGCCACCCCGGCCGCCUCCGGCGUGGGCUUCAGCCUCUUUGGCAGGGGCAGCGCUGCCCCGUCCACCACCCAGGGCCCUCCCGCCACGACGCAGCCCCUGCCCGCGUUUGGGUCCAGCACGCCUGCUCUCGGUGGGGGAUUCGGCGCCCUGCCCAAGCCCCCACCUCCCUACACAGCAGCUGGGGCCCCGGGGGCAUUCGACGUGGGUACCCCCGAGGGCCAGAAGCCAGUGACGGCAGCGGCGGGGCCAGUGCUCUUCGGGACUCCGUUCAGCUUCAGGAGCGGCUCGGCAGCCCAGCCGGCCUUCGGCGGCACCACGCAGGCCCCGUUUGGGGAGCCCAGCCCGCUGGCGUCCUUUGGUGCCAAAAGCACCUCUGCCCAGCCGGCCUUCGGCGCCACCAUGCCCACCUUCUCCUUUGGGGCCGUCACCAUGGCCACCACAGCAGGCUUUGCCCCUGGCACCCCGACCAGCAGCAGUGGCGGCGGCAGCACAAGGGGGGGCCUGGCGUUUGGGAGCCCAGCCCCCUUCGCUUUUGGGGUAAGCCAGCCGGCCCCCGCCGGCAGUGCCUUUGGCCCUGGAGCUGCUGCUGGCGUGGGUGCACCCCCUGCCGGCUUCAGCUUUGGCGCUGGGCCGAGCGGCGCUGUGGGGGCCGUGACCCCCUUUGGGGCUUCCUUGGGCCAGCCCCCUCUGGGGGCCCAGAACCAGAGCACGACCUUUGCCUUCGGCGCUGCAGGCACACCAGAGAGCAAGCCGGCCUUCGGAGGAACUCCAACACCCACAUUUGGGCAGGGUGCACCUGCCGCAGGAGGGGGCACUGGGGGGGGUGGCACCCUUUCCUUCGGAACCGUCACCCCUGCCUUUGGAGGUGCAGGGGCUUCUUUUGGGCCACAGGCACCCGCCUUCUCCAUCGGGGCAGGAACCAAGAUGGGGGCCCGCCAGCGGCUGCAGGCCCGGCGGCAGCACACCCGCAAGAAGUAGCCGCCAGGAGCCCUCUGGCUGGACUCUGUCCCCGCCUGGCCAGCGUGGGAGAGACCUGGUGGAGCUCUGGGCAGGGCGGUGGCUGCCCAGCUGUGGCGCUCGGUUUCACCGGGGCUGUCCAGAC